Molecule: messenger RNA, 2787 nt
Organism: Chanos chanos (milkfish)
Lineage: Eukaryota; Metazoa; Chordata; Actinopteri; Gonorynchiformes; Chanidae
Gene: dclk3
Product: doublecortin-like kinase 3
Exons: 5
Coding region: 1-2787 (928 amino acids)
Biological process (GO): protein phosphorylation; intracellular signal transduction
Molecular function (GO): protein kinase activity; ATP binding
Source: RefSeq, a predicted model, not a curated record
AUGACACCGGCGUGGAAUCAACGGCUGGUUCAUGAACCAGCAAGACCCAAAUGGAGACUGGCAGAUCAGCGGAUAACCUUGCCUAAAUGCCCAAAUGUGCCUUCACGCCAACCUCUGGCCUCCUACACUACGGGGUCAAGGACCCUCGGUCGUACUGAGGCUUGGAGACCACUACAGAAGGCUGUGAUUGGCCCAUGUGGCUGGGAGGAGUCAGGUGUGCCUAAGGGGAGUGGCUUCCAUGCCAGACACGCAGAAGAAAGCCCGGUGCGCCCGCGGGUCGUCACGGUGGUCCGCCCGUGCGGCGAGCGUUGUCUCCGUAAGAUCUCUUUGCUGCUGAACCGACGUGCCGUACAGACGUUCGAGCAGCUCCUUGCCGACGUCUCCGAGGCCCUCGGUUUUCCGCGCUGGAACAACGCCCGGGUGCGGCGCCUCUUCAGUCCCGCGGGCCGAGAGAUUCGCAGCCUUUCGGACUUCUUCCGUUCGGACCACGCUUUCCUCGCCCUGGGUCCCGGCCGGCCAACGCUCAGCGACAUCCAGGCGGCGGUGGAGGAGCUCUACCCUAACAGCCCGAGGCACUGCGACAACCUACUGCGGUUAUGGGAACGUGUCUUGCGCCCGAAGGCUGCAAAAGCGGACAGCGGUUUCCACGACGACGACCCCCAAGUCGAGAAGCCCCCGGAUGCCGGCUCUGACCCACCUGCCAGUAAACCGCAUGCCAACAACCUGCAACCAAUCAGAGGGCAAGGACGGCAGAGAGGCCGGGGGAAGGAGGAGGGUCCGAGGGGAGACGUGGAGCGACGCCAAAAAAAAGAUGCAUCUCCGAGAUUGGAGGAGAAAGAGGAGGUUAGAGAGGAGGUGUCCGUUUACUGCCGGAACUGCAAAGGGUGCAAACCUGUUCCCCCAAUAGCAGAAAAUAACCGGCACCAAUGGGAAGAGCCAGAUAAACGGAGUAUAAAAGCUCCUUCUGUUAAGGAGAGCAGGACACUGACAGAAAAAAUGUUAAAUAAACAGCUGGAAAUGGACCAGCAUAUAGUCAAGCAUGACUUUGGGCUCUCUUCUCCUUUAACAGAGAGUAACAGAUGUGUCACCUCAGAGAAUCCCAAGCAAGGGGUAUUUAGACAGGAAGUGACCAAACCGGAAGUGACCAAACACAAAGACACGGUGCCUGAGCUCCUGCCUGAUGGAGCAGAGGUGACACCAGAUGACAUCGCGCGUUGCUAUGAUAUGGGUGGCGUGGUCGGCGAUGGAAAUUUCGCUGUGGUGCGUGAAUGUCGCGUGCGCGGUUCAGCCGGGACCUUCGCCAUGAAAGUGGUGGACAAGGCCAAGCUGCAGGGGCGAGCCCACAUGAUCCAGAACGAAAUCGCUCUGCUCCGAAGCCUGGCCCACCCACGUCUCGUCCGCCUGCUUGCCUCUCAUCACACGCACUCCCACGUUUACCUGCUGAUGGAGCUGGUGGCUGGAGGUGACCUGUUUGAUGCCAUUGCCCAGAAUGGCAGGUUCUGCGAGUCGACCGCGGGACGAAUGAUCAGAGACAUCAGCCAAGCCCUGGAGUACAUCCACAGCAAGAGCAUCGCCCAUCGAGACAUCAAACCCGAAAACCUGCUGGUUCAGCGUCAUGGUGACGGCAGUGUCAAUCUAAAGCUGGCUGAUUUUGGAUUGGCCAUGGUGGUGACGGAGCCAGUGUUCACGGUCUGUGGCACGCCCACGUAUGUUGCUCCAGAGAUACUGGCUGAGACAGGUUAUGGGGUUGAGGUGGAUGUUUGGGCAAUGGGAGUCAUCCUGUUCGUUCUCCUCUGUGGGUUUCCUCCAUUCCGGAGUCCGGAUCGGGACCAGGAUGAGCUCUUUCGCCUGAUCCGGUCUGGAGAGGUCCAUUUCAUUUCUCCGUACUGGGACCCUGUGUCGGAGGGUGCUAAAGCUCUGGUCAGGGCACUGUUGGAGGUGGAUCCCAGAGUCCGGCUCACAGCCCAUCAGGCUCUGCAACAUAACUGGCUUCAACACACAGUAGCACUGGAUGACCAGCAGGGGGAGAUGCAGACCAUCCAAGACCAGAGGGAAAAGCACAGACCAGUAAAACCAGUAGAGGCAGACUCAAACCAACAAAGAGCAGAGAGACCAGUAGAUAAUCGUAUAGACCAGAGCAGAUCACAGGGUUUAGCAAAGACAAGUAAGAUCAACACAGUUCAGCAACUAACACCAGGGCCUUUACAGUCCAGCACAGACCAGACGGCUGUGAAGACCCAAAAAAACAGUCAUGAUAAGAACAGAGAAGAAGCCAGAAACAGAGACCAGCCAAGUACAGAAAGACUAGCUCAGACUAACACAGAUCAGAGAUGCCAGUACAGACCAGACAGACCAGCACAGACCAGUACAGACCAGCAGAAGCAAGGGGAACCAGCUGACAUUAGUCCAGGGCAGACGAACAAGUAUAGACCAACAGAGAGCAGAAACCACAUCAGAGAGCAGCACGGUCCAGAGAGACCAGCAACUGAGACAGAGACUGACACAAACCAAACAAAUCAGCAGAAAGCUGAAACACCAGGAUACAUCAGAGAGACCAGUAUAGACCAGCAGAUACACCAAAGAGAGCAGGACAGACCAGGAUACGUCAGAGAGACCAGUAUAGACCAGCAGAUACACCAAAGAGACCAGGACAGACCAGGAUACACUAGAGAGACCAGUACAGACCGACAGAUACAGAAGAGACUGAUACACACCAGUUCAAAUGAGAGAGACCAGCAAAGACCAACACAGACCAGCAACCAAAACUCAGAGCAACACAGCCCAUAG